AUGACAUGGCCUCAAGACCCCUCAGAAACCGACAGGCAGGCUCUGUGGUUGGUGUUGUAUCAAGUACAGGAUCCAAUGAAUUUUGGAGCAGUUCUCAGAAGUGCCUAUCUGUUUGGUGUGAAGAAAAUCCUCAAGACCUCUCAGAAUAGCUGCUCUCUGACACCUGUCGUCUCCAAGGCCAGUGCUGGUGUGAUGGAGGUGAUUGACAUCUACAGCAUUAACCAGCAGAUUACAGACUUUAUUCAGGCACAGCAGCAGCUUGGCUGGGCUGUCAUUGGUACAACUGGUCAGAGCCAGCCAGUCCUACGCACAUCUGGGAUGACGGAGGGGAUAGCGACAGGGCCAGGGGUGUCACCAGUAGCACGGUGCCUGACAAACCUCCUGAUGCAGGACUACUCCUUUGACAAACCCACAAUACUAAUUGUUGGUAAUGAAGGGUCAGGACUACCAGUGGAGGUCCUCCGUGCAUGUGAUCAGAUCGUCUACGCUGAGCUGGCAGACAGGACAGCAGACAAGGGAGACAACUAUGUGCUAGACUCACUCAAUGUCUCCGUGGCAACAGGCAUAUUGCUGCAUUGUUUGACUGUGUUGAAGAUGAAGAAGAGGACUUAAGCAAUGAUCAAGUGGCAUUGGCCAGUAAAGGUGGACUUCCAUCUAACCACGAGGAAUAUAUGGAAGUGUUUCCGAAAAAUGCACUUUGUGGAGUGUGGAAGUUUGUUCUAAAACUUUAUUCUGAGCAGUAUAGCAGUAUUGUGCUUGAAAAUUGUACUGUGAGGAGUAUGGGGUUGUGCCUGGAAAUACUUGUACUGUGAGCAGUACUGAGUUAUGCCUGAAAAUUGUACUGUGAGCAGUUUGGAGUUGUGCCUGAAAAUUGUACUGUGAGCAGUACUGUGUUGUGCCUGAAAAUUGUGCUGUGAGGAGUAUGGAGUUGUGCCUGAAAAUUGUAC
Molecule: messenger RNA, 947 nt
Organism: Liolophura sinensis
Lineage: Eukaryota; Metazoa; Mollusca; Polyplacophora; Chitonida; Chitonidae
Product: rRNA methyltransferase 1, mitochondrial-like
Exons: 8
Coding region: 1-612 (203 amino acids)
Biological process (GO): rRNA methylation
Molecular function (GO): rRNA (guanine) methyltransferase activity; RNA binding
Source: RefSeq, a predicted model, not a curated record